Messenger RNA from Papilio xuthus (Asian swallowtail), 354 nucleotides. Its product is annotated as vitellin-degrading protease-like. The record is from RefSeq and is a predicted model, not a curated record. Lineage: Eukaryota; Metazoa; Arthropoda; Insecta; Lepidoptera; Papilionidae. Gene Ontology annotation, molecular function: serine-type endopeptidase activity. Bases 1 to 354 code for a protein of 117 amino acids. Gene Ontology annotation, biological process: proteolysis. The transcript is spliced from 3 exons.
AUGGCUCCAAAAUUACUUAUUCCAUUUAGUAUAGAAAAAGAGAUUAUCAAAUUAAAACCAAUAAUUGUUAGAGAUCUUUCUGAUAUAAAUUCUUCAUCUCCAGAAGAUAUUUUACAAUUAUCUGAAAGCAGUGACACAAUGUACAAGUUGUUGUUUCUCACGAUCUUUGGUUUAGUGGUGGCUUCACCAAUCACCAAAGAAAAAGAAGAUGUAAGAAUAGUUGGCGGUGAGGAUAUAGACAUCACAGGGGCACCAUAUCAAGUGUCAAUAGUCUACGCUGGUAGACAUUCCUGCGGGGGUUCCAUUAUUGCGGAUGACCUCGUUCUGACCGCUGCACAUUGUGUUACUUCGUGA